Molecule: messenger RNA, 492 nt
Organism: Strongylus vulgaris
Lineage: Eukaryota; Metazoa; Nematoda; Chromadorea; Rhabditida; Strongylidae
Source: the annotation of a GenBank genome assembly
AUGAUUUGGCAGCGGUCAUCGGCUUGGUCUACACUAAGAAAUGCUGUUUUGGAAGUGGGCGGAAGCGGUCGCAAGGCCGCCGUAGAUAUUACUAUAGAUGGCUCUAAUGGAACUCCACAAAAGAAGAUUUCUUCACUUAGUAGAGGGAAAUUAAGAAGGAUAGCCACGCAGGUCACUCGAGCAAUUCGACGAAAACGGCGUGAGUCCAUGGCGAUACGCCGUGAAUCUCGAGCUACUCGCGUAGUUGCAGCAAUCCUAAUAGCAUUUUUAAUAUGCUGGAUUCCAUACUUCUGCGUCAGCGUAAUUCGUGGUAUUACGAUGGGUAUCAACGUACAAAUCGAUGUUCACCUACAUCUUCAGUUAUAUCUACUUACAUCAUGGCUCGGCUAUGCCCAUUCCUGCUUCAAUCCGGUGAUUUACAUGUGCCUAAACAAGAAUUUCCGUGCUACAAUGCGACGCAUUUUUGGCAGGGCGAGAAAGGGCCAGCAUUAA